CAGACACUCGUGGGCUGAAGUGUUCCGCAACGCUGCUGUGUCUCACUGCAGAAUCUUCAGUCAAAAAAAAACUGCCUCUGAUUUGUGCUUCAGGAUGGCUUUUGCAGAUAACAGCCUAGAUAUCUGGACUAAUUUCUUGGGACAAAACUCUCUCUUGCAACCUCUAUGGGACAACCUGAGGCUAAACUACCAGGACUAUGUGAGAUCUCCCCUCUUCCCUGUUGUUCUGACUGUGUCUUCGUAUUUCAUCUUCUGCAUCCCUUAUCUUGUUUGUGACAUCAUGGGGGAUAGGUGGCCUUGGGUGCAACAAUUCAAGAUACAGCCGAGCUACCGACCAACAGUCUCUUCAUUGCUGCACUGCACCGGUGUCACCUUGUACAACCAUGUGUUUCUCGUGCUCCCUGCAUCAGUGGCUCAGUGGCUAUGGAGACCACCGGCAGACCUCCCAGACCAGGCUCCCAGGCUGAUAGUGCUGAUUGUUGGGGUGAUAGGCAACCUCCUUCUUUUUGAUUUCCAAUACUUUAUUUGGCACCUGCUCCAUCACAGAAUCAGGUGGCUGUACAUCACCUUUCAUGCCAUCCACCACAAGUACUCAUCUCCCUUUGCUCUUGCCACCCAGUGUCUGGGUGGCUGGGAGCUGGUCACAGUGGGGUUUUGGACCACUCUGAAUCCCGUGGUCCUGAAAUCUCAUCUACUCACCACAUGGGUUUUCAUGUUAGUGCACGUGUAUGUUUCGGUGGAAGAUCAUUGUGGCUAUGAUUUCCCCUGGUCCACAUCUCGUCUGAUACCAUUUGGCAUCUAUGGAGGACCCAGUAAGCACGAUGUGCACCAUCAGAAACCCAGCACCAAUUUUGCACCUCACUUCAGUCACUGGGACAACAUAUUUGGCACACAUGCCGACUUCAGCUUCUGUAAUGCUAUGAAAUAAGGUGCGGUUGAAAGCAGCUGAAUAACAGGUGUCUGCUUUUGUGUGACUGUGCAUAUUUUUGUCCUAGAACAGAAAUAAACAGAUGCAUGCAGUUCUAAAAAUCAUGUAAGAAGUUAGUAAGUUGCUUUAACCAAAAUGCAUUUUGUCUUUUCUAAAGUGUGUUUCCAUUUGCAGUUAUGUAACAAACUCUAAUAAAUGCAUAUG
This is a messenger RNA of Girardinichthys multiradiatus, 1132 nucleotides long. Its product is annotated as cholesterol 25-hydroxylase-like protein 1, member 2. Lineage: Eukaryota; Metazoa; Chordata; Actinopteri; Cyprinodontiformes; Goodeidae. The record is from RefSeq and is a predicted model, not a curated record. Bases 95 to 928 code for a protein of 277 amino acids. The transcript has a single exon. Gene Ontology annotation, molecular function: iron ion binding; C-4 methylsterol oxidase activity; steroid hydroxylase activity. Gene Ontology annotation, biological process: sterol biosynthetic process; cholesterol metabolic process.